CGCUCUCUGAUUGGUGGAGAGUGUGAGAACCUUCAUCCAGAGCUGGACUCACACAUUGACAUGGAGAUGUGGGACUAUAAAAGGAGGGAUGAAGCCAGCAGAGAUCACAUUCUCUCUACAGAGACCUCUACAGCACACAGAUCCAGACAUGGCACCUACAGCCACUGCAGCACUCAGCACUUCUCAGGAGCACCUGACUCUCAGCCACAAGCUCAGAAAACCUCUGGUGGAGAAGUUACGCAGAGAGCGAAUCAACAGCAGCAUCGAGCAGCUCAAGUCUCUCCUGGGUCCAGAGUUCCUCAAACAGCAGCCAGACUCCAAACUGGAGAAAGCAGACAUCCUGGAGAUGACCGUUUGCUUCCUGAGCCAGCUGCAGCAGAAGAGCCAACAACAAGGAAGACUGCUGAAGCACUUCCACAAGCUUCAGUCCUCCUCUGAGAAGAAGCUGGGAGAGAUGGACUUCUCUCCUCUGAGCUCCACAGUCCAGACCAGCGUCAGCACAGAGAAGAGUCCAAGCGACAGCGCCCCCUGGAGGCCCUGGUAGACACCCAGACUGGAGCUCUGAGAUGACCAUAUUGGUCAGAGAUGAUGCACUGAACUCUGGGAAAUGUUCUUCAGUGGUUCUUCUGAAUGUUCAGAAGGAACUUUAUGAUGAUGUUUGUGGAGGAAGUGACAUCACUGACCUCUUUCAAGUGAAGAUGGAAACAUCUCAUCAUGCAUGUUGCAUGAAUCUGAACUCACUUCUUGAGUGGUGAUUAUGGAUGGUUGGACUUCCUGUAUUGGAAGUGUGGUAUUGAUCACUGUGAUCAGAAAUAUCUCUUUGGAAUUGACAGAAUGUUAUUAUUGAUGUUUGAUCAAUUAAUCUGGGCCUGAUCUGUUUUAAGAUCACAAUGUUUGUUUUUCUUUCUAAAACGUUGGUUGAACAUCACAGAGUCACUGUUUGUCAGUGAGUCAGUUUGUGAGUCACUACAUGUCAGUGAUUGUUCUCAAAUGCAGUGAAAUAUUGGAGCUUUGAUUGACACUGAUCAGAAGUAUUGAUUGUCUUUUUAUAGACGGAGACUUCACUUCAUGAUGAUCUGU
This is a messenger RNA of Synchiropus splendidus (mandarinfish), 1080 nucleotides long. Its product is annotated as transcription factor HES-5-like. The record is from RefSeq and is a predicted model, not a curated record. Gene Ontology annotation, cellular component: nucleus. Gene Ontology annotation, biological process: regulation of transcription by RNA polymerase II; regulation of neurogenesis; anterior/posterior pattern specification. Lineage: Eukaryota; Metazoa; Chordata; Actinopteri; Syngnathiformes; Callionymidae. The transcript is spliced from 2 exons. Gene Ontology annotation, molecular function: RNA polymerase II cis-regulatory region sequence-specific DNA binding; protein dimerization activity; DNA-binding transcription factor activity, RNA polymerase II-specific. Bases 89 to 544 code for a protein of 151 amino acids.